Molecule: messenger RNA, 1053 nt
Organism: Diaporthe batatas
Lineage: Eukaryota; Fungi; Ascomycota; Sordariomycetes; Diaporthales; Diaporthaceae
Product: cytochrome c1 heme lyase CYT2
Exons: 2
Coding region: 1-1053 (350 amino acids)
Biological process (GO): cytochrome c-heme linkage
Cellular component (GO): mitochondrion
Molecular function (GO): holocytochrome-c synthase activity
Source: RefSeq, a predicted model, not a curated record
AUGCUGCAGCAGGAUCUCCUCGACACCCUAUUUCUGAACCGAAAGGCACUGGCGGACGUUGGAGGAGGCGGCACGAGCGGCGGCACAGGGGAGAACCACCACCACACAACAGACGACGACAACAGCUCACGGACAGCUCUCACGAUGAACAAGGACAUGGGCGGGCCAGAGGCUGCAGGCGGGGACAAGUGCCCCGUGGACCACCGCAGCAGGGAGGCCUGGAUGGCACAGGCAAAGGCCGCGGCACAGGAGGAGGCGCAACAACGACAAUCAUCAUCAACAUCACCGACGAUGACGACGACGACACCACAAUCCUCGAAGUCGACUACUACCACUACUACCACCACUACAUGGCAAUGGCCGCGGAUCCCAUUCCUCUCCUCCUACUCCACAUCAACACCACCACCAGCAACAGCAACAGCAACCACAACAAAAUCACCACCACCACACCCAGGCUCAAAAACCCCCACCAGCCACAACGACAACACCCUCGGAACGGACCGCGAGGUCUCGACCAUCCCCCGCAGCCAGUCCGCCGGCGCGACCACGUCCGCCUGCCCCGUCAACCACGAGACCGAGACGGGAGCCGACAGCAAGACCGGCAACUGGGUGUACCCCUCGGAGAAGAUGUUCUUCGACGCCAUGAAGCGCAAGGGCCACGACACGCGCGCCCGGGACAUGAAGACGGUCGUGCCCAUCCACAACGCCGUCAACGAGCGCGCGUGGAAGGAGAUCCGGGAGUGGGAGAGGCCGUACGCCUCGGAGAGCUGCCCCCAGGGCCCGAUGCUCUACUCCUUCACCGGCCUGAGCACGACCAUGUCCCCCAAGGCCCGCCUCAACACCCUCCUCGGCUACACCGCCCCCUUCGACAGGCACGACUGGGUCGUCGACCGCUGCGGCACCCGCGUCGAGUACGUCAUCGACUUCUACGCCGGCCGCGCCGGCCCCGCCGGCCCCGGCGCGAAGCCCAGCUUCUACCUCGACGUCAGGCCCAAGCUCAACACGUGGGAGGGCAUCAAGAUGCGGGCUAGCAGGGCCGUCGGGCUGUCGUGA